AGGAAAACAUUCUACACAAAUGACAUCAGAAGCAAUUUUGGGUUCAAAACAACUAUCGCGGGAAUAUGUGGGUUUUCCUUACCGGAAACUGCGUCUAACAACAAACAAGCUGUAAGCAAAUACCACGGAGUUAAAAUGGCCAUGGUGGAGAGAAAGAGCCUAAACAUAAUUUGGUUUGUUUUGCCAGAAUUUCGCAAGGUAAACAAACAGGACGGAGGGAGAGCAUGAUGACAGCUAGUGUAAUUUGACAUUCCAGAUGAAACCGAUGAUUGAUACAAAAGAUCCAAAUAAUGUUGGAUGCGGGAAUCUUCUGGAAGUGCCAGUUCCAACACCAGAAGGAAAAGAUGUAGAGCAACCCGCUAUGGACAGUAUAGGGGGGAAUGUCGAGAACGGCGAGAAUAAUCAGAAUUUUCUUGGACCCCAUAACUGGCGAGAAAAACUGAAACCAGUGCAAUCGCCAAUUCGCAAGAACGGUCCUUCUGGUAAUGACGAGGGCGAAAGAAACUCGGGUUCGAGAGUUGUUCACGACAGCAGAAAAGUGAAGGACAUAUUAGAGGGUGUUCGAGGACAAGACAUACCAAAGCGUAUCCCUUCCUGGAAGCGCUGUCUUAUUGAAAAGAAGAAGGGAAAAGCUGCUAAGACUUCACCUGGAGUUCACAGAAAGAAUUCCCUAAAUCGUAAUGGUUCAGUCAAUCGCAGUGGAUCAAUCAACCGCAGCAACUCCAUCAAUCGUAAUGGUUCAAUCAACCGUGGAAAUGGCUCCUUCAAUCGUGGUGAAUCAACAUUCACCAAACAGGUGGUCAACCUCACCCCCAAUACAAGUUUCCAGAGGAAGAGGGUCUCUCCCAACAACUCGUUCAAUAAGUCCACACCUGGUGGAGGUCAGCUGACGAAGAGUCGCAUCGCUAAGGUGCUCCGCCUCCGUCUCUACCUCCUUCAGCAGAUGGGGCCUAACUCCUUCCUCAUUGGUGGUGACUCCCCCGACCACAAAUUCAGGGUCAUCAUUGGCCCACAGUCGUGUAGUUGUGGUAAGGGUCCUCACUGUGUCCACGUCCUCUUUGUCAUGCUGAGGGUUUUCCAGGUUAGCGAAGGUGACCCGUUACUAGGCAGCAAAACACUCAAAAAUUAUGAGGUUGAGUCUCUGUUCAGGGAUUACCAUGAGAAAAUAUCCUCACGGAUACAGAAUAGGAAAGAGGAAAGACAAAAGCAGCUGAAGAAGAUAGAAGAACAAGCAGGCACUCCCUCCACUGACUCUACCCCAGCUCCCUCAGAGACAGAUCUAGGAAGUCAGAAAGAGGAGGAUGACACAUGUCCAAUAUGCCUGUUGGAAAUGUUAGAAGGAGAAAGUCUGUUAAAGUGUGAGGAUGGUUGUCAGAACCGCCUCCAUCACCAUUGUAUUGCUGUAUGGUUUGAGCUGUGUAGACGACAAAAUGAUCCGUUAAUUUGUCCACUCUGUAGGACCAAAUGGAAAACUAAUAACUUAGAAGUGCGAAGUGAUGGUACGUCAGCCAGCAGUGAUUCUCCUAUGGUACCCCCAAACACAAGGGCAUCGUCUCCCCUUCCUACAGAAGGAGAGGAACGUCUGCCUUAUGCUGAGCCUAUACCCUCAGAGCAUGUCUCUGCAGCAGCUCCGUGGGUGGAGUUAUUGGGAGAGGAUUUGGUGUCCUGUUUCUUCAGCAAAAGUUGGUCAAUUCGUGAAUCUGGAUUGAAGCACCUUGGAAAGGAAACCAGGGCCGUUUUGAUGAGAAAUAUGGCCGAGGGUCGGCGUAAUUCAAUUACCUCCCCUGUCAGACAGGACGCCACACACAAAAUGCUGGAGUGUUGCUGUCAGAUCCUCAGUUUCAUGUGUCUGGACCCAGUGUAUAAGGUUUAUGUGGCUAGUCUGCGAACUCUGAGGACAUUCCUUUCCUACACACCAUGUCGGGAUCAGCUACAACGCCGACGGUUACAACACCUCCUAAAACCUGUAAUCCACGCCAUCAUCAUCAAGUGUACAGAUGGCAAUAGGAGGACAAGCCAAUUGUCUUUGUCAACAGCCAUUGAACUGGCUAAGGGACAAGAAGGCGAGCUUGCAGUUGGCAAGGAUAUACACAACGGAGGUACAUAUGGUAUGGAUAGCCUGGAUUAUGUUGUAAGCUGUGCCACUGAGGAUUAUGAUUCAGACACGGUUUCCUGGCAGUGGCUGCUAGGAAGACUAUAUGUGCUGGAAAGAAUGUUUGAAGAAUUUCAAAAUGAACUUUUACCUCGACAUCCCCCUGAUGGAACGUCUGCGGAUGAUGAAGCUGCCUCCGCAGUAGAAGGUGCCACUGCAGCCACGCCUUCUAGAUCUUCAAAUUAUGAGCGUCUUCUUUCCUGUGCCAGAUUUGCUGUAAAAGCAGUUGGAAAUUCUCAUAUGAGAGUCAGUCGCAUGGCCAGACGAGUGUUUUUUCUGGUUGCAAAAUUCUCUGCUCACAUGGACAACAUUAUAGAAGAUCUUGAUGAGUUACUUAUAGGACUAGACUCAAAUGUGGCUUUAUCAAUGAAAAAAAGACUUUAUCGCAUAGUGGGGGAUUUUCAGCUUUCUGAAAAAAUUGUGAAUGAAUUACACCAAGGAACAUUAAAAUAUCGAAGGAAUUUUGACAAUUCCCCAGUUGACUCUCCAUUUGACACACCUGUCUCAAGCCCACGCUGUGUUUCUCCUGUAACGGUCUCCUCUUCUCACUCAGACUGCCAAAGUGAGGCUAGCACCUCAAGCAAACAUGCCCCACUUGUGCCUCCAAACACACCCAUCAGAGGUCGUAAGAAACAGCGUGGAAGGACUGAUAAGACGGACGAGGCUGUGGCAGGAUCCUUGUCUGUCCCAUUAUUAGAGAAGGAUGAAAACUUAGUCAGUGACAUAAAUACCAUGCCUCUUGUGAAGGACAAAGUGAGAUCACUAACGCCCAGUUUGUUGCCCUACACCAUUGACCAGUCUCCUGGUAAACAGUCUCCACCCCCUAUACCACCAAGGCCUUUAAGCCGGACCAAGAGUUAUGAAAUCUUAAAUAAUCGGUUUUCAUUGUCUCCUCCUCCUGUGGUCCAAAGAAUCAACUCAAGUGACAUUAAAAAUAACAAUGUAGACAAUGAUAAAAAUAUUGAAAACAUGCUGAAAGACAUUAGUUUGAGUGAUAGUAAAACAAAGGGUAAAAAUGCGUAUGUUAAUCAACAAAUUAAUGAGUGUUUUAUAAUCUGUGAUAAGGAACCAGACCUGACAAGUGAGUCUAUAAAACACAAAUCUCUGGUCUCCCAGAGACUUUCAUUUGAAUGUGAUGACGAGACAAAUAAACCUGUGAACACUAGUGGCAUCAUGUCAAUAUCCUCCGACGAAAAAACAAUCUCCUCCGAUGAUUCUCUCGAUCGGCCACGACGAAGGUCUGGAGCCAGUGGUAAAUCGUGUCUCAGCACACCCCAACAUAAAUGUCUAUCUAGCGAUGAAUUGUUGGAGCAAAGUUGCUGUAGAAGUACACCAUCAUGUACACCAGAUAGGGAGAAACCUGUCACGUUUAAAACGGAGGUCACAGUUCUCACACCCAAGCAUUCUCCAAGCCACACGGUCAGCACAUAUGGUAAUGACAAGGCGUGUGCCUGUAAAGAAGAGGUAGAGCGCGAGGAAGCGAUAGCUCUGUCUGAGGCCAUGAAGGUGUCAUGGUUAGAGCCCCCAAAGCCAGUUGUACCCGGACUUACUCCUACAGACAAGGAACAGGUCAUCACCAUUCGUGUACAGCCAGAUGACUACGGGAAAAACGUUUCGGACAGUACUGACAACAGUAACCAGCCUACUCUAUUCCUGGAGAAUGUCCACUGGGUAAAGGGACCCCUUCUUGGGACCGGGGCUUACAGCACUUGUUACCAGGCAAGAGAUGUGAAGAGUGGCGUAAUCAUGGCGGUCAAACAGAUUUCGUUUUGCCGGAACACACCAGAAGAGCAGGAAAAGGUGGUGGAUACAAUCACAGAAGAAAUCCACAUGAUGACUAAACUCAAUCACCCCAACAUCGUGAGAAUAUUGGGAGCGACAAAACAGGGCUGUCACUUCAAUAUGUUUGUGGAAUGGAUGCCAGCUGGAUCGCUGGCCUCCCUGCUGUGUACUUACGGCGCCUUUUCCGAGAAUGUGAUGACUAGUUAUACCCUCCAGGUGUUACGAGGAAUGGCCUAUCUCCAUGACAACCAUGUAUUACACAGGGAUCUCAAGGGAGCCAAUCUGUUGGUGGACAGCACAGGACAGCGGUUGAGAAUUGGAGAUUUUGGGGCUGCUGCUCGGCUUGCCUCCCAGGCCACAGGGGCAGGAGAAUUUCAGGGACAGCUGUUGGGCACCAUUGCCUUUAUGGCACCAGAGGUUUUGAGGGGUGAGAACUAUGGCAGGGCCUGUGAUAUGUGGAGUGUAGGGUGUUGUAUGAUAGAGAUGGCCACAGCCAGGCCUCCCUGGGGAGCCAAGGACAUCUCCAACCACCUGGCACUUAUAUUUAAGAUUGCUACAUCACAGGAGCCACCGCCGAUUCCAGACAACAUAUCACCACCAGUACGAGACCUCAUGCUCAGGUGUUUAGAACAGAAGAAAGAAGAGAGACCCUCGGCCAAGGACCUACUCAUCCACCCUCUGUUUACUCAGUACAUGUCACAGAAAACCCUUCAUGUGUCCAACUUAUAGGUGCUAAGGUUGUAGUAGUGGGCCACAGUUCUACACCUGGAACCACACUGCUAGUGACUCAUUCUUGUGACAUCACUUUCGGUAACCAAACUUUUUUUCGGAUACAGGAGAAACUAUUUCCAGUGUUUGAAAAAUUCAAGUUUGUAAACAGUAUGUACAGUGAUUUUACCAACAUCCUGUAUCACCUGACAUAUCCAUCCGAACGGAGACAUGCUCCAUUGUCGCUGCUGACACUGACUAUACUGACACACUGCCGUAUCCAACACAUUGACACAGGGUGUUGGUCAAGUCAGGUUUCACUGUAUAACUAGCAGAUAAACUAGAAUUGUAUGAUCUGUGAUUUUAUACACACACCACUGACAGUGAACUGUGUGUUUGUAAACAAGAUCUGUGAUUAAAACAGCUCAAGAAGGAGAGAUCUAUAAUCAAAUAAAUGCAAUCUCAGUACUAUAUAGCAGGUCACAGAAUGUAUGUCAUUGUGAAAGAUUUUAGAGGGUUCUGAGAUGAAUCAUAAAACUUAAUGUCAUCUAUCUUUAGCAUUUGUUAAUUAAUAAUUAUAACAAUCAGGGAGUAUGGUUGAAUAGGGCUUAGUUUUCACUGUACAUGAUAUGGGGAAAAAUAGAAUUGGUCCAAUGCAUUGAUUCAGCUUUAAAACAUAUUUUAUAGAUUUGUCUUGAGGAUUUUCUGAAGAAAAACAUUCAACAAUUACAAAAGAUGGUGCUUUUGUUUGUUAAAAUUGUUAUUUGUUAUCAAUUAAUUUGAAUUGUUUAAAAACAAAGCAUAAUGAAUUACACAUUUUCAUAUUGAAAAACAUGCUUUGUAUAGACAUGUUAAUACAUGUAUUAAUUGACCCUGUCUGUAUUACACAUGCAUGUUUUUUGUGUCAUUGUCAUAAUAUCAUGUUACCACUCAAUAGAUAACAUGUAUGUUCUACAAAAAUUAAAUAUUAAUUGUCUGGAUAAAAUAUUUUUAUAACUUAUAAAAUUGUAUUUGAAAAUAUUUUUUCAUCAAUUUCUUUUUUCUGUAGUAGACUAUACAAAUACCAGGUCACAGUAAUGUUUUUAUGUCAAAAGUGCUUAUUCAUAAAAAGAAUUUGGAAUCCACUCCUAUAUGUAUUGUUAUAAAGGUUUUUUUCACUUAAUGUUGACAUUAUCAAAAUAUUCUCGGUUUUCAUGAUAAAAAGUAUACAAAGUCAGAACCCUAUAUCAUUGGAAGUUUUAUUUAAUUGCCAAAAGUUGUCCUUUUUAUAUAAAAUAUUUUCUGUUUUUAUACAAGUAAAUUCUUACAAUACUAAUUAUAUUAAAUGUUGUUUAUUUGUUAACUGUUAAAGAAAUAUGAAACAUAAUCUGAUUUAAAAUGGAUUUAUGCAGAAACACAAUUUCAACAUAUCUUAAGUUUGUAAUUACAAUCUUUGCUAAAUUAUAGAUGUUAUUUAAGCAUUGAUGUCUUUUUUUUUUAGUUUCUAGGGGUAUGAAACAAAUUUUGUUUGCA
Molecule: messenger RNA, 6154 nt
Organism: Pecten maximus
Lineage: Eukaryota; Metazoa; Mollusca; Bivalvia; Pectinida; Pectinidae
Product: mitogen-activated protein kinase kinase kinase 1-like
Exons: 20
Coding region: 257-4663 (1468 amino acids)
Biological process (GO): protein phosphorylation
Molecular function (GO): zinc ion binding; ATP binding; protein kinase activity
Source: RefSeq, a predicted model, not a curated record